GACAGGGUGUCGAGAAAAAUAACGACGUUGCUCGCUCUAUAGUUCUACGGAAGUCAAAUAAGUGGGAUUCAACAGGAGACGUGCUUCGUUUUGAAUCAAGACAGUGGCUCUUAAAAAACAGAGAGCGAGAACCGCGAGAAUACAAUAAAAGAAAUUUAGAGUACUGGAAUAAUGAGAUAAAGAAAAAACAUUGUGGACCUGCUCAACAAUGCAGGGCACAGCCUCAGGAUAUAGGAGAAAACACUUGCAACCCCUCAACAAGUGGCCCCAUACAAACCCCUCCUCUCAACAUUGCAAAGAUGACCGUUCCUCAGCUAAAGCACCAACUGAAACAGAAGGGGAUAAAAGGGAUUUCAAAAAAGUCAAAACAAGAGUUAGUUGACAUGUUAACAUCUAUAAUUUAA
Paramuricea clavata is the source of this 404-nucleotide messenger RNA. The record is from the annotation of a GenBank genome assembly. Lineage: Eukaryota; Metazoa; Cnidaria; Anthozoa; Malacalcyonacea; Plexauridae.